This is a messenger RNA of Cajanus cajan (pigeon pea), 1619 nucleotides long. Lineage: Eukaryota; Viridiplantae; Streptophyta; Magnoliopsida; Fabales; Fabaceae. The record is from RefSeq and is a predicted model, not a curated record.
GGAUUUGGUAGUUGCUCCAAAAUUCCCAAUCGUGGGGCACCAUCAACUGAAGAACGAUCUCUGUUUUAUCUCUCCAUGAAACCCUAAUUCAUUCACUUCUCGAUCUCCGAAGCGCAAUCCUUCCACGCUCGUCUUCGCUCUCCAUCUGGACAAAGAUCCAUCGCGACACGACCGUUACUUCGACGACGAUGGAUGGCAACAAGGACGACGCGUUGAAGUGUUUGAGAAUCGGCAAAGAGGCUUUAGAAAGCGGCGAUCGUUCACGCGCCCUCAAGUUCGUGACGAAGGCGCGUCGCCUCGAUCCCACCCUCCUCGUGGACGAUCUACUGUCCGCCAUAGAGGCCGACGCGGGGGAUCCGCCCGCCGACGCCUCCGCCACCGCCGCCGCCGCGGAGCCCAGCAAGCCCCCCGACCAGCCUUCCAUCCGGCGCAGGGCUAGCGCGGCGGCAGGUUCCUCGUUGUCUUCGGCCUCAUACACCGAAGAGCAGAUUUCAAUUGUCAGAGAGAUUAGGAGGAAGAAGAACUUGUAUGAGAUAUUGGGAUUGGAGAGAAGUUGCAGUGUUGAGGAUGUGAGGAAGUCUUACAGGAAACUAUCUCUGAAGGUUCAUCCCGAUAAGAACAAAGCCCCUGGCGCCGAGGAAGCCUUCAAGGCCGUUUCCAAGGCUUUUCAGUGUCUUAGCAAUGAAGAGAGCAGGAGGAAGUAUGACAUUUCUGGAGAGGAUGAAGCGGUUUACGAGCAGCGCGCGAGGCCCGCUGCGAGGGCAUACAAUGGUUACUAUGAGGCUGACAUUGAUGCUGAGGAGAUAUUUAGGAAUUUCUUCUUUGGAGGUAUGGCCCCUGCGACUAAUUUUGGAGGAUUCAGUUUCGGACCAGGUGGUUUCAAUGCUCACAGGCCUGCUGAACAUGGCUCUGGCGGUGGUUUCAAUGUUCGAGCUUUAAUUCAGUUGCUGCCGGUGCUGCUUAUUUUGCUUAUAAACUUUUUGCCUUCAUCGGAGCCCUUGUACUCGCUCUCCAAGAGCUAUCCUUAUGAACAUCGGUUUACCACACCCAAGGGUGUUAACUUUUAUGUUAAGUCCACAAAUUUUGCUCAGGAGUAUCCGCCGCAGAGCGAGGAACGGGCGGUGGUGGAUGAAAGGGUUGAGAGGGAGUACUUCAGCAUUCUCCGCCAGAACUGUCGCUUCGAGAUGCAGCGUCGCCAAUGGGGGUAUAUUCGGGAAACGCCGCACUGCGAUAUGCUGCACAAGUUUGAUACGGUGAAUUGAUAAGUUCAAUCAAGUUUCUAAAUUUUUAUUGUCUUGCCUUUUCAUGUAGAUGCAACACCUUUUACCUGCUUGUGAUAUUAUUAUAGAAUGUACAAUUUAUUUUUCACUCUCAUAUUAGUGAAGCAAGUUCAUAAUAAGCCAGCUGCUUUGUUGGGAUUGUUAACUCUCAAACUUCAUCAAAUAUCUCUAUGAUGGAUAUUCCUUCACAGCUGAAAAUCAUUCGUUGCUUCACUUGAGUACCUAAAUUUGGCUUUUGAGUUUUGACUCGUGUAUUUUAUGUUCAACUGCCCAGAGUGGUAAAACCAUAUGGUAAGUACCUAUUAUUGCUAUAAUGUGAUGAUAAUUCUGUUGGUAUUA